Messenger RNA from Prunus armeniaca (apricot), 1338 nucleotides. Lineage: Eukaryota; Viridiplantae; Streptophyta; Magnoliopsida; Rosales; Rosaceae. The record is from the annotation of a GenBank genome assembly.
AUGCCUGUGGUACCAAAUAGGAAGGACUUCAUUGACAUUAUCCUAUCUCGCACCCAGCGACAGACCCCAACCGUAGUCCACAGGGGUUCUGCCAUUUCCAGCCUCCGGAAGUUCUAUAUGCGAAAAGUCAAAUGUACUGAACAGAAUUUUCGUGAGAAGCUCUCUACAAUCAUUGAUGAGUUUCCCAGGUUGGAUGAUGUGCACCCAUUCUAUGGUGACCUCCUUCAUGUUCUCUACAACAAAGACCACUACAAGCUUGCACUUGGUCAAGUCAAUACUGCAAGGAAACUUAUUGGAAAGAUUUCUAAUGAUUAUGUGAAAUUGUUGAAGUAUGGUGAUUCACUUUACCGCUGUAAGUGUCUCAAGGUUGCUGCUCUUGGCCGCAUGUGCACGGUUGUAAAGAGGAUUGGCCCUAGUUUAGCUUACCUAGAACAGAUCACUAGGGCUGAUGUGGAUGUCCAUUCAUUAACAAGAUCACUAGGCCUGAUGUGGAUGUCCAGCCAUACACCAGGGAUUUUGGACCGACCAUUUGAAGAUCGUAACAUUAUUGAGAUGUGCAGCAUCACAGCAUUGGCGCAUUUGAGAGCUGCUGCUGUGUUGUUCUUCUUGGACAUCUCGGGGUCUUGUGGGUACAGCAUUGCCCAGCAGGCAGCUCUGUUUCACAGCAUUAAAUCUCUAUUUAUGAACAAACCAUUGAUAAUAGUCUGCAACAAGACUGAUUUGCAGCCAUUGCAGGGUAUAUCUGAGGAAGACAUGAAGUUGGUUAUGGAGAUGAAAUCUGAAGCAAUGAAGACAGUGAUUGGUCUAGGAGGUGAGGCUACAAAUGAUGAGGGGGUACUCUUAACCAUGAGCACUUUGACCGAGGAUGGGGUGAUUUCUGUAAAGAAUGCAGCUUGUGAGAGGUUAUUGAAUCAGAGAGUGGAUUUGAAGAUGAAAUCGCAAAAGAUAAAUAACUUCGUAAAUCGUUUUCAUGUUGCAAUGCCACAGCCACGUGACCAGAAGGAAAGGCCUCCAUGUAUACCUCAGUCAGUUUCAGAAGCUAAGGCCAAGCAAGCAGGGGACAAGGAAAAGAGAAACACGGAAAAGGAUUUGGAGAAUGAGAAUGGUGGUGCAGGUGUGUGCUCUGCUAAUUUGAAGAAGAAUUAUAUCUUAGCCAAUGAUGAAUGGAAAGAAGAUGUCAUGCCAGAAAUUCUUGAUGGGCACAAUGUGUAUGACUUUGUUGAUCCUGACAUUGUGCAUAGGCUUGAUGAGUUGAAACGAGAGGCAGAGGAGGGCGAUGAUGAGUUUGAGAUGGAUGACAUGGAAUUGACUCCAGAAGAGCAAAAGACAUUGGUCUAG